Molecule: messenger RNA, 1461 nt
Organism: Carassius gibelio (silver crucian carp)
Lineage: Eukaryota; Metazoa; Chordata; Actinopteri; Cypriniformes; Cyprinidae
Product: E3 SUMO-protein ligase ZBED1-like
Exons: 2
Coding region: 1-864 (287 amino acids)
Biological process (GO): regulation of transcription by RNA polymerase II
Cellular component (GO): nucleus
Molecular function (GO): protein dimerization activity
Source: RefSeq, a predicted model, not a curated record
AUGGAUGGUGACAUCGUCACUCUCAGCAGAGCUGAUCUGGCUAAUGUGGAGGAAAUAGUGAAGACAUUAAAACCAGUGAAGGAUGCCACUGUGUUUAUGUCAGAGGAGAGCAGUCCUACAGUCAGCCUAAUUGCACCAGUAUAUGCCCAACUCCUCCAGAGCAUGUCCGACACUAUUGGAGACCAACCACUGAUCCUUGAUGUGAAGAAUGCCAUUAAAACAGAUCUCCUUAAGAGGUACAAUAGUGAGGCAGAGAAAAAGAUCCUUCAUACAUCCUCUGCCCUGGAUCCUCGCUUUAAGGGGUUACCUUUCCUGACAGAGGAGGAGAGAUUGGAUGUCUCCGCAGGAGUGACUUCAGAGGCUGCAUCCCUGGAGGAGAGAAAACAGAGAACAGAAGCAGAUGAAGCGCCUGGCAGAACAGGAAGUUCAGGAACCAAGGAAGAGUUGCUGUCCGUGGAUGACAAUGUGUCAGACUCAGCAGGCCCCUCCGCUCCCAAAAGAAGGGCCUCAUCACUGCUUUUAAGUUUGCUGGGACCUGCUUUCAUCAAUGACACCAGUGAACCUGCAGUACAAAGUAAGACCGCCGAUGCCAGUGCUGAGGAGGAAAUGGCCUUGUACUGUAGAUCCCCAGCUGUGCCUCUCUCUGAGGAUCCCUUGGACUGGUGGCAUCGCCAUAAGGGCACAUUUCCUCUCCUCUCUAGGUUAGCAAAGAGAUACUUGUGCAUCCCCGGGACAAGUGUGCCAGCAGAGAGAGUCUUCUCCACUGCAGGAGAUGUUAUCACUGCAAAAAGAAGCGCUCUCAAACCGGACCAUGUCGAUCAGCUUGUGUUUUUGCACAAGAACCUUGAAAUUCCCAAAUGCUAAACAGUGAGAAGUUAUGAUGUAGGCUUAGGUUAAACUCUACAUUUCCUCACUCUGAAACGGAUUGUUGAUGAUGGUGAUGUAGAACUCAGACGGAAGAAGUUGUUUGCACCAAUUUGGUAAUAGGCUAAGCCUACACACUUUAUUUUUGGUUUACAUUACUGUAUUUCACAUCUUAAUAUUUUAUUGUAUGCAGCUAAUGUGAUGGUAGGAUCAGGACAGGCAUAUAAUUGUCAUUGUCUUAAAGCUGCUAAGCUGCUGUUUUGUUGAGAAUAGUUUGCACUUUACUACUUGAAAAAAGUUUCACAGUAAUAAGUGGUUACUGUGUGUUGUUGCACAGAAUAUUUUUAUUCCUGGGUGGUUGUUGUUAAAAUAGUGUUACUUAUUAUUUUAAUAUUUGCACAGGACUUCAGGAAGUGCCCUGUCUUAAGAGCUGCUAUUUCACUGUGUGUAAAAAAAACAAAAAACACUGAAAGCAGUGAUUUUGAUUGUUUUCUUUUUCAGGUUUGAAAAUGCCAUAUCCAAUACCCUGUACCAUUUAAUUUUAUUUAAUUACAUUUUAUUUAAUAACUUUUAUGUCAAAGAUACAGGAGACACAUA